Alligator sinensis (Chinese alligator) is the source of this 10041-nucleotide messenger RNA. RefSeq names its product mitogen-activated protein kinase kinase kinase 1 (gene MAP3K1). Gene Ontology annotation, biological process: protein phosphorylation. The transcript has 19 exons. The record is from RefSeq and is a predicted model, not a curated record. Gene Ontology annotation, molecular function: ATP binding; zinc ion binding; ubiquitin protein ligase activity. Gene Ontology annotation, cellular component: cytoplasm. Bases 3351 to 7382 code for a protein of 1343 amino acids. NCBI's taxonomy places the organism in Eukaryota, Metazoa, Chordata, Crocodylia, Alligatoridae.
CGCACGAGGGGGAGGGGCGGGGCGGGGGUUGCGCGGCCUCGGGCCCCUUCCCCGCCGAAGCACGCGCGCCGCAGCGCGGGGCAGGGGCGGGGCGGGGCCUGGGCCGCACGGGUCCGGCCUCUCCCUGGGCCCGCGUGCCCCGCAAAAUGGCGCACGCGUGCCGGGGGCUGCGGAUCCCUGCCCUGGGCUCGGUCUGGCGAGGACACGGUUAGUGACUGAACUGCAGCCAUGUCACUUCCAGCCUGUGGCGUGACCGCCCUUCGCCCGGCCGGGACAUGCUGACAGGCUUCACGUCAGCUUCGUGCCUGCACGUUUUGCAGGGUAAUGUAGGCUCGAGCCCUGGGUAUCCUUUACCGACUUUGUAAGACAAUGUUUUUCUUGUUCCCGACGCUUUGAAGAGGAGAGGAGUAACCUGGGGACCAGCCUGGCAGGCAUCACUUGGACAAAAUCGUUGUUGCACCUUCUGGUGUCUCUCGCCUGAAGUAAGGACUUUGGGUUCGGGUCCAAUUUGUGACCAGCUUCAACAGCACCUUGCAGGCCACUUCGGAUGUGUAGGCACAAUUACAAGGAUAUUUGUCUUGAACGCUGUUUACUUUAAUGAGUUUUCCUCGUCGCUGUAGUUUGAGCAAAAUAUAAGUACGCUUCUUUGAAUGUCUCAAAUGGGAAUGUCUCAAAUCCUCUGGCAGUACACGUACUUAUCUUUGCUGUUUUUAGAAGUGAUCUUCAUUUAUUGGGCAAAGCACUUUCAGUCUCAGCUGGUCUUUCCCACCUGCAUUAAAAAAACACAACAGUUCUUUGUUGAAAGCAAGUGAAGAUUGGAUUUACUGUCACAUGAGAGAGAAAGAUAGCUGCUUCUGCUUUUUGGAGAACAAGUACAGAUUGUGAAGCCUUCGCUGUUGUAUUACUUUGUUCGUGGAAUCAAGUCAGAGGUCCACUAAAAGACUUUUUUGUAUCCGUUGGGGAAGUUAAUCACAAUUUAUGUGAACAAAUGAAAUAGUGUGCUUCUCUCUCUCUCUCUCUCUCUCUCUUAGUAGGGCAGUGUUUUCUGUCUUGUAUACAACUUCAUGCAUUUGAAACAGUGGACAUGAAAUUACAGUUGCAGUUUAUUUUAAUUAAUUUAAAGUAUCUGAGAUAUUAACACCUAGAUUUCUGCAUCUGUAUCGUUUUAUGGACUCAAGUCUUAUUCGGGAAGAGCUCCCACUGCCAUCAGAGGAGAGCUGUGGCUGAAGAAGGAAAGAGAGUGAAAAUUGCCCUCCUCUGCUAGGGAGCUCGAUAUAUUUGGGUCUCCCUUCUUGGUAGGGUCUGUUACGGAAAUGCAAGUAACAAAUAAUCUGUCUUUCACUUUUAAUGAAGGAUUGACAAAUUUUUAUUAGGGCUUAUGUUUCUUUUUGUGUACAAAUUUGGUGCACAGCAAGACAAUAUUUCGUCUGGUUUUAGUUGUUUUUAGAGGGGGGGGGUUUCUUCUUUUCUCAAGUCUGUUUUACAGCUUUAGAGCUUACUAUACAAUUUUUACCAUGACCUUUGCAUUAUUUUUAAGAAAACAUGUACAUCCAUUAGGAAAGCAUAAAAGUGUUCCUAACUGCUUAAAAAUGCUCUUCCAUAAAUCACUAUAGUAUGUAAGCCAGAAAAUUACUAGAGUAUUACUGGAAAAUUACUGGAUUUGUUCAAUUACUGGAUUAAGAAGAUACUGCAAAAGAUAAUAUAUUCGUCGCAUCUACAGUUAUCACACUUUCAAGCUACUUCAGUAUCUGAUUCUCCCUGCUGGUUCAGAAUGGGCCUUUUUUCCAGAAAUUAAAAUGAUACAACUGUUUGGGUUGAUUUAUUGUAUUGAAAAUGUAGGACCCAGCCAUUUCUGAUAGUGCCCAUAUCAAAAAUCAUAAUUUAGUACAUUUUGAGGAUGUUGUUUGAAAGAAAAUAUGUUUAAUGUUGUUCAUCUGCUUGUGACAUUUCUGCACUGAACAGGAAAAUGUUAUUUCCUGUCCCUAGAUACUUUUAUUUCCUUUGUCUCUACAAUAAAAGGGGAAAAGUUCUGUAACAUUUGAUCAGUGCGUUUUUAGGCCAACAAAAACUUCUGAUCCUCCACUUUAUCAGUCUUGGUUACAUGUUGUUGCCCAAAAGAGACGUUUUUAUUAUUUUUAAUCACAGGACAAAUAAUCUAUGAAGUGCCUGUUGUGUCUACCAAUAAAUCAUGCAAGUCAGUGUAAAUUAGUGAACUGUUACUGGCAUAACUACCUAUUUUUGUAGGUGAAAUUGUGUAUAUUAGUAGGUGAAGUUGUGUUUAGUAGGUUAAGUUGUUACUCUUGAAAAACCAAGAAUAACAAAUAUAGAGCAAUUUAUGUAUGUAUAUGAAUUAAGUCCUUUUAUUUUGUGCGAAUGUCUGGGGAGGGGUUAAGUUUAUUUUAAGACUGUCUGCUUAAUUGAAUUUUAAGUGGUGGAUUCUUUUAAAAGCAAAGUUUUACUCCUUUUUAAAGAACUAAAUUCUAGAAGAUCUCACAAGAUCACAUGUUUUGGCUAAGCAUGAUUUUUCUGGCGAUUUUAGCAGAUAACUUAGUAGAAUCAGGAAACCCUCCAGACUGCUCAUUUGUAGUUCAGUGCCUGGAAAUGCUUUUCAUUAUUGUCAGUGAUCAUAAGCAGCUACUUUACUGAAGGUCAAAAUCAUAUAGGCCAUAGAUUAUGUUUUAAUUUUACAGUUAGGAACUGGCUUCAUGUAUUGUCAUAAAUAUAGUUGAUUAGAAGUGCUUUUUUGUUGUUAGUAUUUCAGAAAGCAAAGUUGAACUUACUCCAGCCAUACUAUCAUGACUUGCGUUUCUGGUUUAAACAGAUUUGAGGUUUUUAAAUCAGUUGCUUGAAGCUUUUCCUUGCACAGUGGCUUAGAAGCAGUAUGGCACUUUAUAUAGUAGUACUAGCUCUUUGAGAACAUGGAAGUUGCUAAACACUAUCUGUUUUUUCUGUUAUAAAUUGUCUUAAAUGCAUGAGAAACUGCAACCUUCACUUAUCAUUCUGAAAUUUUUAUGGACAGGGUGGAGGGGGGGUUAGCUUUAAUUUGAAGUAAUAUUUUACAGUGGCCUUUCCUCCUCAUUGAUUCUUCAGUCCUAUUACAGAUUUUAAGUAAAUAUGCCUCAAAACAGUUAUGCUCCAAAUACCAGGGUAGCAAAUUGUUCACGGUAACGCUUAAGUGGUUUGCUCCAGCUAGUUGGAAUUAAUGUUUUAGUAAAUUAUAUUGUGAAGAGAAAAAAAAAGUGUAUUGUGGUACAAGAUUAAAGAAUGUAGUAGUAUUAUACUUAAAUUUUAAUUAGUGACAAUUACAUUUGUUUUCCCCCCCCUUGCCCCUCCUUUACUGUAGUUGUGACAUGGAGAAUAAAGAAACCCUCAGGGGGUUGCAGAAAAUGGAUGACCGCCCAGAAGAGCGCAUGAUCAGGGAGAAACUCAAGGCAACAUGCAUGCCAGCUUGGAAGCAUGAAUGGCUGGAAAAGAGAAGUAGGAGAGGCCCUGUGGUGGUAAAACCAAUCCCAGUGAAAGGAGACUGCUCUGAAACCAGCAAACUAUUGCUAGAACCGCAAGCUGAAGGACAAAGUACUGCUUCUUCACCCACCCAGAAAGGGAGACGAAGCCCUUCUCCUAGUAGCUCCUCCUCAUCAUCAUCUAGAACUGUUAAAUCUGAAUCACCAGGUGUCAGAAGGAAAAGGGUAUCUCCAGUGCCUUUUCAGAGUGGGCGAAUAACUCCACCUCGAAGAGCCCCAUCUCCUGAUGGCUUCUCACCAUAUAGCCCUGAGGAAACAAAUCGUCGUGUUAACAAAGUUAUGCGAGCCAGACUGUACCUGUUGCAGCAGAUAGGACCCAACUCUUUCUUAAUUGGAGGAGACAGCCCAGAUAAUAAAUAUAGAGUGUUUAUUGGGCCUCAGACCUGUAGUUGUGGGCGUGGAACAUUUUGUAUUCAUCUGCUGUUUGUCAUGCUUCGAGUGUUCCAGCUUGAACCCUCAGAUCCAAUGCUGUGGAGAAAGACAUUAAAGAAUUUUGAGGUUGAGAGUUUGUUCCAGAAAUAUCACAGUAGGCGUAGCUCAAGGAUCAAAGCUCCAUCUCGUAACACCAUCCAGAAGUUUGUCUCACGCAUGUCAAAUUCUCAUACAUUGUCAUCAUCUAGUACUUCCACAUCUAGUUCAGAAAACAGUAUGAAGGAUGAAGAAGAACAGAUGUGCCCCAUUUGUUUGCUAGGCAUGUUGGAUGAAGAAAGUCUAACAGUGUGUGAAGAUGGCUGCAGAAACAAGUUACAUCACCAUUGCAUGUCUAUCUGGGCAGAAGAAUGUCGACAAAACAGGGAGCCACUUAUAUGCCCCCUUUGCAGAUCUAAAUGGAGAUCUCAUGAUUUCUAUAGUCAUGAAUUGCCAAGCCCUGGGGAUUCUCCUUCUGUUCUCCGUGUGGUUCAGGAGCAAACUCAGCAGCAGCCUACAGCUGGAUCACAAAGGAGAGCACAGGAUAGCAGUUUUAACCUUACUCAUUAUGGGGUUCAGCAGAUCCCUUCAAUCUAUAAAGAUUUAGCUGAGCCGUGGAUUCAGGUAUUUGGAAUGGAGUUAGUUGGCUGCUUGUUUUCUCGAAACUGGAAUAUACGAGAAAUGGCACUUAGACGUCUUUCCCAUGAUGUUAGUGGUGCUCUGUUACUGGCUAAUGGUGAAAGCACUGGAAAUUCUGGAAGCAGUGGGAACAACACAAGUGCUGGAGCUCUGGGAGCAGCUAGUGGGUCAUCUCAGACCACUAUCUCAGGAGAUGUUGUAGUGGAAUCCUGCUGCAGUGUGCUGUCCAUGGUCUGUGCUGACCCUGUCUACAAAGUGUAUGUUGCUGCUUUAAAAACAUUAAGAGCCAUGCUGGUAUAUACUCCUUGUUAUACUUUGGCAGAGAGGACAAAACUACAGCGACUUCUCAAACCAGUUGUAGAGACCAUAUUAGUUAAAUGUGCAGAUGCCAACAGCCGCACAAGUCAACUUUCAGUUUCAACACUAUUGGAGAUGUGUAAAGGCCAAGCAGGAGAGCUGGCAGUUGGAAGAGAAAUACUUAAAUCUGGGUCUAUUGGUAUUGGUGGUGUCGAUUACGUCUUAAAUUGUAUUCUUGGAACCCAAACUGAAUCGAACAACUGGCAAGCACUCCUUGGGCGUCUUUGUCUUAUAGACAGACUCUUAUUGGAAUUUCCUGGUGAAUUUUACCCCCACAUUCUUAGUGGGGACAUUUUACAAGCUGACACUGUAGUAGACAGGUAUAAGAAGCUGUUGUCCCUCUUGAAAUUCGCCUUGCAGUCGAUUGAUAAUUCCCACUCAAUGGUUGGUAAACUAUCCCGGAGGGUUUUUUUGAGUGCUGCAAGAAUGGUUGCAAGAGUGCCCCAUGUGUUUGUAAAACUGUUAGAAAUGCUGUGUGAGACGAGCUCAACUCAUUACACAAGGAUGCGUCGACGUUUGAUGGCAAUAGCAGAUGAAAUGGAAAUUGCAGAAGCCAUCCAGCUAGGCAUAGAGGAGAUGCAUUCUGUAGAAUGCCGACGUGAUGACUUUAUGCAGCCACCUGUCCCAGAUAACUCUCCAGAAGCAACAGAAAAUAAUACUCCUAACAAUACUAUCCAGUUAUCAGGGAAAAGUGGGAAAGCAUUGCUGAGUGCCAGUCCAGAGGACAUUUCUGAGACACUGGCUGGCAUGUCGGUGGGACUUUCUGUUUCAUCAGUAACCACUGAGCAACCAAAGCCAGCCAUUCAAACGAAAGGCAGACCCCACAGUCAAUGUUUGAACUCUUCUCCCUCAUCCAGUCAUUCCCAAACAUUAUUCCCAACAUUACCCUCUCCCUCAACCCCAUCUGUACCAGCUGGCACUGUAACAGAUGUCUCUAAACUCAGACCUCAGGCAUUCAUUCCCUGCAAAAUACCCUCCAUUUCUCCUCAAACCCAACGGAAACUCUCUCUCCAGAUUCAAAGAAACUGUUUGGAAAAUAAAGAUCCAGAGAAACUUUCCCCAGUUUUUACCCAGGCCAGGCCUAUGCCGUCUAGUCACAUACACAGGCCAAAGCCAUCUCGACCCACCCCAUGUGAAAUGACCAAGCAUGGAGACACCUCAAAAAACAGUAUGACACUUGAUCUGAAGGACAUUUCACAGUGUGAUGGCAAUAGGAACAGCAGUGCAGUUAUACCAAGUGAAGAGUCAGUGUUCACACCAGUGGAGGAAAAGUGCAGUCGGUUGGAUAUUAAUGCGGAGCUCAAUUCUAGUAUUGAGGACCUACUUGAAGCCUCCAUGCCUACAAGUGACGGCACGGUUACGUUCAAGUCUGAAGUUGCUGUUCUUUCUCCUGAGCGAGCAGAAAAUGACAAUACUUAUAAAGAUGAUGUCAAUCAUAAUCAAAAAUGCAAGGAAAAGAUGGAAGCUGAAGAAGAAGAAGCUUUAGCUAUUGCCAUGGCAAUGUCAGCAUCUCAAGAUGCCCUACCAGUAGUUCCUCAACUACAGGUUGAAAAUGGUGAAGAUAUCAUAAUUAUUCAUCAGGAUACACCAGAAACCCUUCCUGGACAUACCAAAGCAAAACACCAUUACAGAGAAGAUGUGGAAUGGCUCAAAGGUCAACAAAUCGGUCUUGGAGCAUUUUCUUCCUGUUAUCAAGCUCAAGAUGUAGGAACUGGGACAUUAAUGGCUGUAAAACAGGUGACGUAUGUCAGGAACACGUCAUCUGAACAGGAAGAGGUAGUCGAAGCACUGAGAGAAGAAAUAAGGAUGAUGAGUCACUUGAACCAUCCUAAUAUCAUUCGAAUGUUGGGUGCUACAUGUGAGAAGAGCAACUACAAUCUCUUUAUAGAGUGGAUGGCAGGGGGAUCAGUUGCUCAUUUGUUAAGUAAAUACGGAGCCUUCAAAGAAUCAGUUGUUAUUAACUACACGGAGCAAUUACUGCGUGGCCUUUCUUACCUCCACGAAAAUCAGAUUAUUCACAGGGAUGUCAAAGGUGCAAAUUUGCUAAUUGACAGCACGGGUCAUAGAUUAAGAAUUGCUGAUUUUGGAGCUGCAGCCAGAUUGGCAUCAAAAGGAACUGGUGCUGGGGAGUUUCAGGGACAGUUGUUGGGAACUAUUGCAUUCAUGGCACCGGAGGUUCUGAGAGGCCAGCAGUACGGUAGAAGCUGUGAUGUAUGGAGUGUGGGCUGCGUUGUUAUAGAAAUGGCUUGUGCUAAACCACCUUGGAAUGCAGAGAAACACUCCAAUCAUCUUGCUUUGAUAUUUAAGAUUGCUAGUGCAACUACUGCUCCAUCAAUCCCCCCACAUCUGUCCCCUGGUUUAAGAGAUGUGACCCUUCGAUGUUUAGAACUUCAGCCUCAGGACAGACCUCCAUCAAGGGAGCUACUGAAACACCCAGUCUUCCGUACUACGUGGUAGCUAAUUAUGUAAAAUGAUAUGCUGAAGAUGCUACUGACUAUAGAAAUACUUGCCUCGCAGUGCAGUUUAGCACAGUGGCUUGGAUUAUUUUGCUGGCCUUAAUUAUACAUCAUGGACUUAAGGCUGGCAGAAGACCUUUACCUAAGUAUGUGAUUGACAAAUCGAAAUCUUUACCGAAGCUCAGUAUGCAAUAUUUCACCAUUUGUGCAGAAAUAUGUAAAUGGUGCCUUUUCAAAGAUCUGGCUCUUAAGUGAACAAGAAAACAUUUUUCUUUAAAUCUGCAUGAUUAUUUAGCAGAUAAGUGAUUUUUAUUUUAUUUGGAGCACUUUUUCAGCAAUAUUAGCAGCUGAGGGGCUCAGGAUCUGUUUAAUAUAGCAAUCACUGUUCCAUUUCACAUCAUGUGGUCAUAAGCAGAGGGUUCUGCAGUUCCAUUCAGUUUUUCAUCACUGGUUAAAAGGAAGUUCUGUAUCUGUUCCUUUGACUUCACAAAGUACAUUCUGAGUGGAGUAACAAAAACAAAUGUUGGUGGAUAAGUUUUCAAACCAUAUUUUGCCGUCAUUAUAGAUGAGCAGGCAGUUGUGGUUCACUGUGCAUUUACUGCUGGCACUGUAAUUUCCUUUUUGAAGUUACGGUUCUAUAUUUUCAUUAUAUUUAACAUUCAGGGAAAGGUGAUCAUUUAAAAUAAAUAAAAAAAUCUUUAGAACUAGGUGCAAACUGUAUGUCACUGAAUAUCUUGUUGAUGCAAGAAUUUUUAAUACAGGUUUGUUUGAAAUCUGGAAUAAAAUAAUAAAAUGCCACCUUCAUUCAGCAAGUCAGUGUUUCAGGCUCUGAUAGUACAGGUUACUUAAAUACAGAAAGCAAGAUUGAUCUUCAUAAAUCAACGCCCAACCCAGGUCAUGCUAAAUCUUAGUUUUUCAGGGUUUGGGGGGGGGGGGUUUGGUUGGUUUUUUUUUUUUGGUUUUUUUUUUUUAAACCUAGUAAUUUCCUUUUGUAAACCAUGUAGACAGGCUUCAUAUAAAGAGCCCCCAUCACAGCUCCCUUGAAAGUCAAAGGGAGAUUUGCCCCUUAAUGUCAAUGGAGACAGAAGCAAGGUCUAAAUCAAGUCUUACUUUGUGACAACACUGUUUUCACAUUCAUUACUGAUACCAAGUUUUUAAAUGCUGUUUUCCUUCUGCCAUACAUCAUCCAUGUACUGAAGCAACUGGUGUUAAUGUAAUUUGGAAAUCUCUUACCAAUAUUGUUUAAGUGUAAUAAGGGUGUUGUUUUUAACAGGAAAUGAUCCUCAAUUUGAAAAGCAAGUUAAGGUAAAAUGUGAAGUAAAGCUUCACCUGUUGUAUGGAACUUUUUUGUUUUUAACAGGUGUUUCCUUUAAAAGUUUUAAAUGGUUUUAAAGACAGGCUUUCAGAUUCUGAUGCAUGGAAUUCUGAAGGAAAAUGGCAGCUGUUCUUUUGCUUUUUAAGGGGGUCUUUUUAAAUGAGUACUGAUUGUUUUAAUUCAUUUUUUUUCAAUAACUGUUCAAGUUUUAACUCUUCAGAAGCCAGUUGAAUUGUUGGACUGAAAUAGAAUUGGUUAUUUUCAAAGACUCAGGACAAACUAAAUAAGCUAUAGUACAUUAAAAAUGUACAACGAUACACAAAUUGGAAAUAAAACAAGUUUAAGAGAAGUUUACAGGAAUGAUAAUGCUCAUAUAAAUAAAAAGCCGUUUCAUUAGAUGUGAAUGUGUAUUUCUUUUUGAAAUGUUACAUUCCUUUUUUAUUUUAUUUUAUUUUUGGAAGUUUGGCAAACUUUGAAGAGUUAAAAGGAAAAAAGUGCCGAAAUGUGAAGUUUGGUAGCUCUGUUUUGUACUUGAUUUUCUUUGUUUUGUUCUGUUUUGUUUUGUUGGGGUUUUUUCCGACCGCUUUAGAAUUUUUCAUGAUUCUAAUAAGAUUGGUUCCAAGUCAUUUUUAUGUGCAAGCUUUAAAGGAUGCACUCUUGCCAAUUUAUGUACUGGAAAAAUAAAUUGUCAGAUUGAUACUGUUUCUGGCAUAAAUGUAAAACUAUAUAAACUGAUGAACCUCAGCUAAUCAGUAUUACUUUAUAGAUCACCAUACCUACCACAUUUCAGACUCAAACUGCCUCUAGAUGUCCAAAUGCAUUUGUUUGAGUUUGUUUGCAUUUCCCUCAGCUUGCUGGUAAUUGUGGUGUUUUUAAAAUGCAGAUGUGAUGUAAUAUUCUUAUUUUCUUUGGAUCAAAGCUGGACUGAAAAUUGUAUUGUGUAAUUAUUUUUGUGUUCUUAAUGUUAUUUGGUACUUAAGUUGUAAAUAACGCCUACUGCUGUUUAUUCCAGUUUCUACUACCUCAGGUGUCCUAUAGAUUUUCUUCUACCAAAGUUCACUUUCACAAUGAAAUUAUAUUUGCUAUGUGACUGAUUCCUAAGACUUCCAGGGCUUAAGGGCUAACUUCUAUUAGCACCUUACUGUGCAAGCAAAUUUUACAGAAAUCUCUGGGUUAAGAAAUUUGGCUUCAUUGUAUCCUUUGUUAUUUUAAAUAUAUCGAGAUAUUUUAAUUAAAAGUUUUUACCCCAUUGAACCAAUUUUAUAUAGUAUAAUUUGUACCUAUUUUGGUGUUUUUUGUCUUUAUAGUAAAUAAAAGUUUUUGAACAAAAGUGUUCUUUUCAUGA